ACACCUCCACCCUACCAACCUAGUGAUCAAUCUCCUCCACCGCCGUCAUCAUCUAGCCCACCUCCACCAACUCCAACCACCCCACCAAUACCUCCAUCUAGUCCUCCUAUUACACCUCCAACAUACGAACCUAAUGACCAAUCACCACCACCUUCAUUGAAUCCUCCAUCCAUUCCUCCACCACCUCCUUGUAGCCCACCCGCAACACCUCCAAUGGAACCGACUAAUGAGCAGCCUCCUCCACCAUCGUCGUCAUUGAGCCCUCCACCAGUAGCUCCUGCUACGCCUCCACCCUACCAACCUAGCGAUCAAUCCUCUCCACCACCACCAUCAUCUAGCCCUCCUGUUACACCUCCAACAUACGAACCUAACGAUCAACCUCCACCGCCACCUUUAAAUCCUCCAUCCAUUCACCCACCGCCUCCAUCUAGCCCACCUGAAACAUCUCCAAUGGCCCCAAUUAGUGAGCAGCCUCCUCCAGCAUCACCCACAUUUAGCUCCCCACCACCAAUAGCUCCUACAACACCUCCCCCUUACCAACCUAUUGAUCAGUCCCCCCCACCACAAUCAUCAUCUAGCCCCCCACCACUAGCUCCACCCACCCCACAAACACCUCCAUCUAGUCCCCUUGUUACACCUCCAACACAGGAACCUAACAAUCAACCGCCACCGCCUCCAUUUAAUUUUCCGUCCAUUUCCCCACCACCUCCAUCUAGCCCACUUGCAACAACUCCAAUGGCCCCAACUAAUGAGCAGCCUCCUCCACCAUCAUCGUCAUUUAGUCCCCCAUCAAUAGCUCCUACUACACCUCCACCAUACCAACCUAGUGAUCAAUCCCCUCCACCGCCGUCAUCAUCUAGUCCUCCACCACUAGCUCCAGCCACCCCACAAACCCCUCCAUCUAGUCCCCCUGCUACAUCUCCAACCUACGAGCCUACCGAUCAACCACCACCGCUACAUUGCCAUAAGCCCGGACGUGGUCCAAAUCCCCAUGGCGGUGAUGGUCAUAGUAAUAACGGUCGAGGACCACCAGAAAAGGAUUGCAGUGAAGCAGAGACAUCACCGCCAUCGCCCGAGCCAUCCCCAAACCAAGGUAAUGGUUCGCCAUCACCACCGCCACCCCAGUCUUAUUAUCCACCCAUGGCUCCACCUCCAUUAGAUUCUAGUCCUCCUACACCACCACCACCAUACCAACCUAGUGAUCAAUCCCCUCCACCCCCGUCAUCCUCUAGCCCCCCACCACUAGCUCCAGCCACCCCACAAACACCUCCAUCCAGUCCCCCUGUUACACCUCCAACAUACGAACCUAACUAUCAACCGCCACCGCCUCCAUUGAAUCCUCCAUCCAUUAGCCCACCACCUCCGUCUAGCCCACCUACAACACCUCCAAUGGCCCCGACUAAUGAAUGA
Molecule: messenger RNA, 1410 nt
Organism: Triticum dicoccoides
Lineage: Eukaryota; Viridiplantae; Streptophyta; Magnoliopsida; Poales; Poaceae
Product: extensin-like
Exons: 2
Source: RefSeq, a predicted model, not a curated record